AUGCACGCGGGUGCAGCAGCAGUGAAGGCCAGGGCUGCCAAACCCCCAGCGCAGCCGCCACAGCAGCAAGCGCAGCAGCAGCAAACGCUGCAGCAGCAAACGCUGCAGCAGCAAGUGCUGCAGCAGCAGCCUGCUGCCAGCGACAAAGAGACACCAUGCAAAGGGCUCUCUCCUUCCCCCGAGCUCCUGGCCCUUUCCGACAAAGCGGGGUCCUUACAUCGCCGGUCGUUGUCCCGGGUAAGCAGCAGCAGCAGCAGCAGCAGCAGCAGCAGCAGCAGUAGCAGCAGUAGCAGCAGUAGCAGCAGUAGGAACAGCAGCAGCAGCAGGCAGUAUGCUGCUGCUGCACACGUAGGGCAGCUGCUGGAAAGGCAAAGUCCUGCUGCAGCAGCAGCCAACAGCAGCAAGCAAGUCCAUGUGAACAUAAUGCUGCUGCAGUCGAAGCAGGCUCCUGUAGCAGCUGCUCCAGGAGCAGCAACAGCAAAAGGGGCAGAAUGA
Eimeria necatrix is the source of this 495-nucleotide messenger RNA. RefSeq lists its product as hypothetical. Lineage: Eukaryota; Apicomplexa; Conoidasida; Eucoccidiorida; Eimeriidae. Bases 1 to 495 code for a protein of 164 amino acids. The transcript is spliced from 2 exons. The record is from RefSeq and is a predicted model, not a curated record.